This is a messenger RNA of Trypanosoma theileri, 450 nucleotides long. RefSeq lists its product as uncharacterized. The transcript has a single exon. The record is from RefSeq and is a predicted model, not a curated record. Bases 1 to 450 code for a protein of 149 amino acids. Lineage: Eukaryota; Euglenozoa; Kinetoplastea; Trypanosomatida; Trypanosomatidae.
AUGGCGUACGCCUCCCCCGCGCAGGUGAAGUGGGCGACUUUUCUCUUCUGGCGAUUUCUCGAUCCCGCAUUCCGCACACACUUCAAAUAUUACCGCCGCAAGAUCGCCGUGGAUCGUUAUCUCGAGCGUAAAGGCAUUCUUGCCAACAUCGUCAUUGGCGUUACCUUCGGCCUCACCCUGUACUUCACAGUCGUCUCUACAUUUCUACUGCCGGCCCCAGUGGUCUCUGAGUACACAAUGGAGGAGAACGCAAAGGAGAUUCUUCGUGUGAUGAAGUGCGAUACCACAAAGGAACUGCCGGCCUUUUUGUUGAUGCGAGCAAAGCGGGAUAUUAUAGGCAAACUGCACGUGGCCGCAGACCGCGCAGAAGUAAAGCGGCAGAGAGAUGAGGUGGAGAAACUGCGCCGUUUCCUACAAGAACAACAACAAGAACAGUCACAGUCACAAUAA